GUUGGUCAACUUGACGUCUCACCGCCAACGUUGAUUGUUGCCUGUUCUCAGUCUCGGAUUAUUCAUGCUCAGAUUGGGGACAGAAAGGACGCUGUGAGGAAAGCGCCUCGCGUCUCCGCAAUGGCCAUAUUGCACCCCUCCGAUUAUGCCACGGCUGUCAUCGGUUUUACGUCACAUGUUCACCCUGCCCAGCCCAACAGUUCUCAGUAGGGAUUAGCAACCAGCUGCCUGCUUUUUCGUCAUCUUUAGCACCGUGUCUUUCAUCGGCGGAAGAGAAGACCCAAGGAGGCUAUUCAGCGUACCCGGGAGUGUGCCUGGAAGAGACGGAAGUGGCCGCCCGAGGCGCGCCGGGCAGCACUAGCGGGCGCCCCUUAGAAUAAAAAGCUCGCUGAGGAAAAUCCACUAGGCGGGCGCGACCGGCUUGAGUGAGGUCAGCAAGCGGGCCGGCCAAUGAGCGGUGCGUUUGGGAAGUGCCCGCUCCUGGCGUGCGGCUGAAAGGGGCGGAGAGGCCGAGGUGGAUGCGGUUCCCAACGACGGCUCGGACAUUCCGGCACUAGGCAGGGAGCGCGGAGACGUGGCCCGGGGGGAAGAGAGGGAGAAGAAGAAGAGGACUGGGCUCCUUAGCUUGUUUCCGCUCUGACUUGACGGGGAGAAGGGAGAGAAAGAGAGCGAAGCGGAAGCCUUUUGCCUCUCCCAGGCACACACAGGUGCAAGCCGCGUCCAGCUGCCGGAGGCGAUUAGCGCGCGCUUGGAAAGCUGAGGAGCCCCUGACCCGGGCGCCUGCUCGCCUCGCCUGAGAGGAGGAGGAAGAGGAAGAGGAGGAGGAGGAGAGGGGAAGGGAGGGGGGAUAUAGUUCUCCUCCCUUUGCCUCAGCCUUUUUGGCAGCGCCUCUUCGCCUACUACCACCUGGAGGGCGCGCGCCCCGGUUCAGCCAUCCAGCCAGGUAGGAGUUUCCUUCUCGGCUCGGAGUCUUAAAAAUCUCUCGUUUCGGGGGGGAACCUUUUGGCGCCAGGUUUUGCGCGCCUAGCUCGCGCUCCCCCGUUGGGGCUCUCAAAGUUUCUGGCAAGAAUCACUUCGGGGUCGACGGCGCCAGACGGAGCGGCUUGGCGGAGACGAGUUGUUAAAAAGUCGACCCCGGAACGGAGAAUCCGCGCUCCGAAGCUCCGAGAGUUCCUGAAAGCCGGGAAAAGGACAGCUGGAACGCCCCGUUCGGAACGCUGAACGUCGUUAAAGUCCAGCGCAAAAAAACCCCAGCUCGCCUUUGAGUGCCUGGCGCGUUUUCGCCGGAUUAGCUCGGGAAUCCUUGGGGGUUUCCUUAGGGCAAACACUUUACUCGGUGUCGGUUUGCCGGCGUGGCGUGGCGACGAGGCGUCCAGGUUUAUCUUCCUGCUCCUUCGGUUUAUCCAGGUGUGCCAAGAAAAGAAAGAAAAUGAUUCAAAGAAAAUGACUCCUCUGAUCCUGAUGACCCCCAGUUUUUGUUUCUUCAUUCUCAGUCUUAAAUACUUGGACGGCUUCAUGCAAAAAUGAUGCAGUACUUAACUUGGCAGUGAAAUUCUACAAACAUUCAUUCCCUGACUACCAGGUCUUUUCUUUACUUAUGAUGAUCCUCUCCAUCAUCCAUGGUUUGGAAGACACUGCCUGCAAACACUGCCAAGUGUACCUAAUUCCUGCUUCUUGCUCUCUGAAUAACUCCUCUAAAUUUGUGCUGGGUUCCAUGGUGCAUUUUUAUGAUGUAAAAUGCAUCAUGAGGUGUUCUUCACUUGGAUAAAUUGCAACACCUCUGUGUUUGUCAAAAGAGACAUGCACAGCCCUAAGGUGGAUACAUCUGGUUUGAUCAACUGAAGAAAGCAACCUGGACUUCUUCUCAAAGAAUAUGUCAGAAUGUCACAAUGAUCCCGUCUAGCAACAGCACAAUCCCUUCGUUACUUCUAAAUGUGAGCGGCUUCUGGAUUCGAGACUCACAAAGAAAAGGACUUCCCAAUGAUGCUCCAUUGUUUACUAGCACCUAUGGCCCUUCCCAUGCCAACGAGAGCUUUCUCUUCACUACCAUAGGCAUGAGCAAUGUGUCCCAUGCUCCUCCUGAUCCUCUGGGAGGACAUGCUAUCUGGCAAGUUGUCCUGAUUGCUUUCCUCACUGGCAUUCUGGCCCUUGUCACCAUCAUUGGAAACAUCUUGGUGAUCGUGGCGUUUAAAGUCAAUAAGCAGCUAAAAACGGUUAACAACUACUUUUUGUUGAGUCUUGCUUGUGCAGACCUGAUAAUUGGUAUUAUUUCCAUGAACCUUUUCACCACAUAUAUAAUCAUGGGCCGCUGGGCUUUGGGAAGCUUGGCCUGUGAUCUAUGGCUUUGCAUUGACUAUGUGGCAAGCAAUGCUUCUGUCAUGAAUCUGCUGGUCAUCAGUUUUGACAGAUAUUUCUCCAUCACGAGGCCACUUACCUAUAGAGCUAAACGAACAACGAGAAGGGCUGCAGUGAUGAUUGGCUUAGCUUGGGUCAUCUCGUUCAUCCUUUGGGCUCCUGCUAUUCUGUUCUGGCAAUAUUUUGUUGGGGAGCGGACCGUCAAAGAGGGUGAAUGUUAUAUCCAGUUCCUAAAUCAACCUGUCCUCACUUUUGGCACUGCCAUAGCUGCCUUUUAUUUGCCGGUUACUAUUAUGAGUAUCUUGUACUGGAGGAUAUACAAGGAGACAGAGAAACGUACCAAAGAGUUAGCAGGACUCCAGGCUUCUGGGAGCGAGGCUGAGGCAGCGUGCUUUGUCAAUCAAACAGGAAGUUCUAGAAGCUGCAGCAGUUAUGAACUGCAGCAGCAGAACACAAAACGUACCAAACGAAGAAAAUAUGGGGGCUGCAACUUCUGGAUGACAUCCAAGAGCUGGAAACCCAGUUCAGAUCAGGUGGAUCAGGAGCAUAGCAGCAGCGACAGCUGGAACAACAAUGAUGGCAACGCAUCCCUUGAGAACUCUGCCUCUUCUGAUGAAGAUGACAUUGCCUCGGACACGCGAGCCAUCUACUCCAUUGUACUAAAACUUCCAGGACAUAAUACAAUUCUCAAUUCUGCAAAACUGCCUUCAUCAGAAGAUCUGCCUGGGUCAGAAGACGAACUGCAGAAGUUGGACACAGAGUCAAAGGAGCAGAAACCAAAAAGGCUUCAUCCACAAAAGGGCACGGAUGAUGGGAAUUUACAGAAAUGCUUUCCCAAGCUUCCAGUUCAACAAGCAUCUGCAGGAUAUGCAGGAAAGGCUUCAGACUGCAAUUCCACAGGGAUGAAGGCACCUAAUGCCUUACCUUUGUCAUUCAAGGAAGCCACCCUGGCCAAGAAGUUCGCCUUGAAGACAAGAAGUCAGAUCACCAAACGAAAGCGAAUGUCACUUAUCAAAGAAAAGAAAGCUGCACAGACACUUAGCGCCAUUUUGUUUGCCUUCAUUAUCACCUGGACCCCAUAUAAUAUCAUGGUCCUGGUAAACACUUUUUGUAACUGUAUCCCAAAAACAUUUUGGAACCUGGGGUAUUGGCUUUGCUACAUCAAUAGUACAGUGAACCCUAUGUGCUAUGCACUGUGUAAUAAAACUUUCAGAACCACAUUCAAGAUGUUACUGCUCUGUCAGUGUGACAAACGUAAACGACGUAGGCAACAAUAUCAGCAGAGACCAUCAGUCAUUUUUCAAAAGCGGAUUCCACGGGAAACUUCAUAGAAUAGUAUUUUUUAACCACAAUAAUAAACAUUAAAGGGAGGGUGGUUGCUGGAGCCAGCUACAUAUCUUCAAAGAUGUGAAAGUAGCAGCCUGGUGUAUGUAUCCUUUUAAUACUUCCUGUAUACUGUAACAGUUGAAGCCACAUAAAGCAAAAACAAAUUACAAAUGUAUUUAUUAAAGAACAAUCGGAUAUCUGAAAGUUUAUCUACACAAUUCCAAAAAGCUGCAUACAAAACUAUGAGUGAUCUAGUCAGUCCUGCACUUGUUAAUCCAUUCUGGGAUCUCAGGAGAGCACACACGUAGCUAGCCCACUCCCAAUAUGUUUUUCUGAUAAAUCUGGUAGGAUCCAAUAUGUCACCAAUUGGACUGAUCUAUUUCAAAAUGUGGGUAUAUGUGUGUUCUGAAUACUGUACAAAUGUCCCAAACAUUUUAGAGCUUCCCAUCUUCUCCUUUUGUAAGUGUAAUGUCAAUUUGUUGACUCAGUUUGUUAAAUAACCUGUGCAGGAACAUCCCAUGCACUCAGCACUUGCUGUCUGUUUACAGGAAAGGUAAGGUCUUGUCUUUCUCAGCAGUAAUUACCAUCACUACGAGAUGUGAGCAGCACAAGGGGCCUUGAAAACAGUUUUUCAGAACUUGUUUAUAUUGUAUUGAUUUGGGCAAUCUUAAAAUUGUAACUCCACAAAAUAAUUUUAUGUACAACAGUGAAGAAUUUCCAAAGGGUGCAUGUUAUCCCUAUACAUUCAAGCAGAAGAACUGAGUAUGUAUAUUUUUCAAGUAGAGAUAUCCUUUAAACAUUUAAAAUAUUGUUUGAACUGGAGAAGUGCGGCCACAUGCAGAAGGCAGAAUCCGUACAAGAAGUUCAUCUUCAUGAGAAACUGAGUACAGGAUUGCUUUAAAUGUGAGGGUCGAAGAGGGACUCAGCUUUUCAGUGCAGUACCCAGUGUAGCCCUGGGAAUCUCUUAAAUUGUAGAAAAACCGGAACAGAAAGUCUCAUCCUUUCUACAAAUUUGGCGGAGGGGAGGGAGAGAGACAGAGAGAAAAAGAAAGCCCCAGAAAGAGGCUUAAGAACAGUGUCAGCAAAAAGUCAGGUCCGUGUUUAUUCUGUGUUUUUGUUGAAGCGUACAACAAGGACAAAGAAUCUAUGGAAUAAGCACAUUACUUCUUCCCAGCUGUCUGCAUCAGGCAUGCUCCCAAGGAGAAUGCACCAGAGUCUUGUCUCUAUUUUCUGUACAUUGAAAGGCAUUUUAGACAUGGGAUAAAUAACUGUAUUUUUUUAAAAUAACGAAAUGGCACUUUCAAUAAUGCUUGUCGAUUUUGAAAGCUUCUGUUAUUAUUAUUGCUGUUUUUGUUCCAAACAGUAGUGGAAAUUUCCAGUUUGUGCAGUACAAUGUCCCAAGUGAAUGUAAAGUUGUUUGCCAAUUCAAAUAGCUAAGCACCUUCUCAGAAAGACAAAAAAAAAAAAAGGGCUGUAAAGUAGCUGAGACACAAGCAGUGAUCCCUCUUAUUUAUCAAUUCAGUCAGUUCAGCAGAGCUUAGACAUGAUCCCCCGUCCCUCCCUGCUCUUAGCAACUCCGGUUGGUUCAUUCAGGGCUGUGUGCACAGGAAAUGUUCCAGAGGGGUCUAUGCCUCUGCUGUACUUUGUAAAAGUCAAGACAUGCCGGAGGAAAGAACUGUACUUUAAGCAAUUGUUUCGGAUUUAUUUACAUUUUAAAAAAAGCAAUUUUGUAUAUUACAUUUUCAAUCAACCAAGAGUUUUAUGGGGCUUCUCCCCACCUUUUUUUCGUUUUUGAUCUGACAAUUAAAAAAAAAAAAGCAACUUCCUUUAUGAAAAGAGGACUUAGUGUUGUGAACACGGAACUGGUAUAAAAGCUGCUUUUGUAUUCAGUGUGAGAUGGUGUUUACAGGUGAUUUUGACAACAGUGGAAGUAUAUUAAAUAGUGUCUGUGUAUCUGAGCUAUUUAAUUUUGUGAUCUAUUAAUAUGAAGAAAUAUUUAUAUACAUGAAAUGCCACCGAAAUGUUUUAUUUUAAUGUUGAUAAAUAUUGCUCUUUGGUCUUCAACUGUAAUGUCCUUUUCAAGCAGAUCAUAAAAGUGUUCUUGAAACAUGAACACAGUUUCCAAGUUUGUGUAUCACAGAUUGUGGUAGGUUACAUUUAUGCACAUUGAAAAGAUUCUUGAUGGGCAACAUACCCUCUCAAAAUCCUUUGCAAACCCAGGCAAGCAUUCUUUCUAAGAUUCAAAAAUGGGGUUGGGGGUUGGAGAGGAGGGAAGGAAUGUUAGAAACCUGCAUGUCAUAGAACUGGGCAUGGGAUGAACGAUAUCCAAAGGGAAUGUCUAGGGUAAUGAAUUAGAAUUGCCACCUCUUCCUCUGACUUGAGUUCUUGUAUUUCUAAGGGUUUCAGAACAUUGAAUUCUGAAUUUAGAUUCCAAAUUUAGAUUCCUAAAGUGGUUGCUUUUCCCAGAAGCAACUUUGGGCAAGGGAAGACCUGCACUCAAUUUUAGCCAAUGACAUUUCAUUGGCACAAGACGGGCCUAGUUGUUUUAAAAAGCACCACUUCGAACAGCACUCUGUGGAAAGUCAAGUGUAACUAUUGAGAAAUAAAUGGGGACAGCUUUGUACAGUUUAGAAGAAGGGGGGCGGGAAAUGCAUGUAUGUUUUUAACCGACAUGCUAUAUAAGGUAUUCAGGCACCCAGCACCUGUAAGGUGCUCAAAACAAUGUUUGUCUAAAAAGCCAAGUAUUUCAAACAGUAUAUUUUUAAAAGUAAAAAAAAGACUUUGUAAAGAAGGAAUUCAGAGCAGAGAUGAAUCUCUGUUGUUUUAAACUUUGAACCAAUAAUGAUAUCUCUUCCCUUUGGUUUGGCAGCCCUAUGUCUUACUUGUGAAUAAACAUCAGAUUGUUUCAGAGAAUAACUGCAUAUUGAGAGAUGCAACAUCAUAGUAUUGAGCAUUUACAACUAUGCACAUUUCUGUUUUGAGCAGCACAACACAGUUGGGGAAUCCCCAGGAAAAACUCAAUCAAAAUACAGAUUCUGAUUUUAUUUGCUGCUGUGCUGAUUGUCACUCACUUUCUAGGUGCUCAUUUGAGCCCUGGACAUCUGCUGUGAGGGGCAGACAAGAAGAUCUGCUGAUUACAGCAUGCCUGGAUUAAAGAGAUAGCACUUUCUUACACCCUAUUCCUGAAUUCCAUUCUCCUGAUUAACCACUAAAUCUAACUCUUCUUCCAAGAUCCUGAAACCCAAAUGAAGUUUGAGGUCUGUCUAAAACAAAAAGCAAGGGUGCUAAUUCACUGAGGCUUGUACAAGCUGUAACACUCCUAAAAAUUGAAUGUAGAAAAAUUAAAACUCCUAUCUCCCAAGGUCUGUAAUCCAUUGAAUGCGGAAACUAUAAGAUUUUAACUCUUGGAUCGUUCCACCAGUAUCAACUAAGAGGCCAUGCCUUGACUCCCUCCAUGACUCCUUCUAGGUCCUUAGGACAUUUUUAUUUACAGUUUCUGAAAAAUUUACCUAUCUUUCACAGUUCAGUUGAGUUAAAAAUGUAUUUCAACACUAUACUACAUUCUUUCUCUCUCUCUCAUUCUCUUUUUCGCUUUCUCUCUCUGUCUCUCUCGGGUAAGUGCAAUUUCAUCUAAUAAUUUGAGAGUCACGCUGUGACAAGGAUGCUAUCUUGCAUUGUAUUAAUUUCAUGAUAAAAUAUAUAUUUUUAAAUAAAAAGUUCGCCUUGUGGCGAAAGCAAAAUGUCACCAUUGUUUACACAAAAAAAAUAAAUUAGGAAUUGCUUAGUGUUUGAUACAUAAUCAGCUUCUUAGAUGUCACUGAUACUUGUAGGGCAGACAUAUAAUGUUCACAGGCUUUUUGACAGAUGAAUGUAAUGCUGAAUACUUUUUUUGUCUGUACCUGGGUAUAUGUGUAUGUAUAGCUGCACACAUGGAUAUGGAGAUACAUAGGAAAACAAUAAUUAAUCUAUGGAUGGCACAGGUAGGUUGAGUUACAAUGCAACUGUUUGCUCGGAGAGAACCAAUAUCCAUAAACAACUCCCAAGCACCAAAUGAGUUAACAGAGAAUGUGGCUUAGAAAAAAGUUACUUCUGAGAUACAACCUGAUGCUAAUAAUAUUUGGAAGCAUUCUACAGAGACAUUUAUAGUGUCUAAAAGAAUAUCCCUUAAUGGAUCAACCUUUUUUCCCUUCCCUCUAGGCCAUGGAUGUCAAACUCGCAGCAUCACAGCGGCGUCACAUGACCUAAUGGAUUUUUUUUCCCUUCGCUAAACCGGGCGGGAUCAGGGCCAGCACAUGACGCAUCCAGCCCGUGGGCCACGAGUUUGACACCCCUGCUCUAGGCCUUCCUUGUACUCUGUUAAUUAUCGUAGUGAUAGUGUUGAUGGACUCCCUCAGUUAAUAAGAGUGCUGGUGGAAAACUCACAUUGAGACAAGGAUGACUUUUCCAUACAAGACCAGACCGAGGAACCUUAGCAUGACUGAUAAUGGCAUUAUGGAUUAAAGUAUCAGAAAGCAUGAACCUGCAGGAAUGUACACUAGUCACAUUAUCACUUAUAGCAGUUAUGGUGAACCUUUUUGUCACCGAGUGCCCAAACCGGAGCGUGUGCCACAGCCCCGGAAAGUCAAAGACCAGCUGGCUGGCGCACACAUCCACGCGCCAGCCACCUGGUCGUCUGGUUUCUGGCAUGUCAGCCAGCUGGUCUUCACGUGUGCCAGAGCACCAGAAACCCAAAAACCAGGUGACUGGGGCUUUAGCACGCAUGAAGAUCAGCUGCAGGUGUGCAUGCGAGUGCCGGAAACCAGAAGAGUAGCUGGCGAUGGCACAUGUGCCCACAGAGAGGGCUCUGCAUGCUACCUCUGGCACAUAUAGGACCUAUAGGUAUACUGACAGAAUUUGUGAAUUACUGUUUAACUGAGGAGACUAAAACAGAAUUAUAAAGGCCAUUUACAAAAGAUCAGAGCUUUUUUCCCCCCUUCAUUGUUCUUCACUUGACUUCUCCCAAAGAACCUACCAAAGGUGUUAUGCUACAGUGGCCAUCAAGUCAGAGAUCAUUUUCAUCCUUCAGCUGAAAAUAUGCAGGUGUUGAGGUUGAUAACCCGGUCUCUUGAAGGGCUUCUGGAGUAAAAAAAUAGCAUAACACUUCUUGUAGCUCUUUUAGCAAAACAUACUUUUGUUUACCAAAACAGGCUUAGGGAGCUCCUCAUCAGGAAGCAGACAUCACAUCACCACUCUCCUGCCAACAUUAAUCCAUGAACACCUGCAGCAAAAACAAUUCAUGUCCCAGUUUUGAGUUCUAUAAAAGCCAAGGUCCUGCAUUAUCAUGCUUUCUGUUAAAGGUCUACGGAGAUUCUCAGUCAUCCAGGUCAUGGUUGUCCCAAGGUACUUUUUUCAAGAGGCAACUGGACUUUCUGGUUUUCUUUGAAGAUGUUUAGCGUCUCAUCCAAGAAGCUUCUUUAGCUCUGUCUAAGUGGAUGGAAGAAUUGAAUGAAAUGAAUGAAUGAAAUCCUUCCAUUCCCCACCAUCCAGUCAGAGCUGAAGAAGCUUCUUAGAUGACAAAACAUCUUCAAAGAAAAACAAGAAAGUCCAGUUGACUCUUGAAAAAAAGCAUCUUUGAGAUGUUUUCUGCUGAAAGCAUGAACUUUGGCAAGAAGGAGGGUUACUGGAGCAAGGUCAGCAGACCUGCAGGGAUUUAUGCAGAAUUCUCAGGUUAAGCACUCUGAAUUUCUGACUAUGCCAUUCUAUCCUUUGUUUCAAAAGACAACAUUAGAUAUUAUUUCUAUGUAAUUCCUUUAGAAAGAAACACAGGAUGAAAAUUUGUAAUAACAGUUGUUAUGUCAGGGCAAAAAAACUCUCCUGCCAUUUGUUUGAUAGUGUCUUUCUCCACUCCACAUUCACACAAUGCACUGAAGAAGAGUGAGGCAAUGUACUUUAGCCUUACUCCCACUCUUUCUCCUCCUCCUCCUCUUGAAGCCACACAUUUAUGUGGUGUUCUUCACAGAUUCAGAUAACUGCACUUCAGGAUAUCUGCAUGUGUUUGAUAAGCUCAACAUGUCAGAUUCCAAAUUAUGAAAAAAAAAAAUUGACAGCAUUCAGCAAGAAAUGUGAAACUUUUUUUUCAGAACAUAGCUUUUAAGACAUGCAAAGCUUGCAGGAGAGCCAGUUGAUAAAGUAACCCCAUUGGCUCCCUGAAUACUACAACCAAGUUCAAAUUGAUACUAUGGAUUUAAGUUAAAGGUAAAGAUUCCCUUGAGUGAGGUUUAACUCUAGUGAUCACAGAGGCAGUUAACUUAUUUUGGUUUAUUUAUUUAUUUAUUUAUUAAAUUUUUAUACCACCCCCUCUCCCGAAGGACUCAGGGCGGUGAACAGCCAAAAUUAAAAAACAUACAAUAUAAACAUUAAAAUACUAUAAAAACGAAAUUAAAUUUAUCUUUGGCUUCCCCCCAAUUUAAAACCCCUUACCCAUAAAAUUCACCGAUUAAAAGAUUUUUAACCCAGCCCGGCUUGCUGAAAUAAAAAAGUCUUCAGAGCCCGGGGGAAGGUAUGGUUGACAUCAUAAAAAUUUGGCACCUUGUUUUUCCAGAAUGCCUUUUUAAAAACUUUCCAGACCUGGAGUUCCUUGAUGGAUUCUCUUUAAUUACUCAAUAUGCCCCAAGUUGCUUAAUUUUGAAUCUAGACAAGGUGGACAACCUGUCAGACAAGGCUCAGGUGCUUCCACCUGCUGAGAAAGCCUUUAAAGAACAUGAGACCAAAUUAAUUUCCAAAACACCUCAGCUCAGCAGGUACAACAAGUACCUGUUCUCUGUAUAGAAGUAACUCAUGCUGUAGUCUUCCUGCCAUAUGGAACUACCUCCCCUCUCCAAUGUGCUACAAUAAACACUGGUACUUAAAAGUAUAUUUUAAAAUUCUUAGCACACAUUGUUAAAACUGCUUCAAGGUUUUUUGAUAAUGUUCAAAUGCAUAAAUAAAAAAACAACAGGAAGAAUUAGCUAUUGCUGUGAGAACAGCAGUCAGCAAUAUAUCUUUGCUUAGUUUACAUUUAGAAUUAAAUAUAUAGGUAGUCCUCAACUUAUGACCACAAAAACCUAUGAGCCCAAAAUUUGUUAAGUGAGUUUUGCCCCAUUUUACGACUUUUCUUGCCACAGUUAUUAAAUGAAUCACUGCAGUUGUUAUGUUAGUAACAUGGUUGUUAAGUGAAUCUGAUUCCCCCAUUGUCUUUGCUUAGCCAGAAGGUCACAACACCUUCACUGCAACUGUCAUAAAUAUGAACCAGUUGUCAAGCAUCUGAAUGUAAAUCACGUGACCAUGGGGAUGCUGCAAGGAUCAUAAGUGUGAAAAAUGAUCAUAAGUCACCUUUUUCACUUCCAUUGUAACUUCAAAUGGUCACUAAAUGAACUGUUGUAAGUCAAGGACUAUUUACAAAUGCUGAAGAAUCUUGUAAAUUACAGCUCUCACAUUUUUAGCCUUUUAAUAAUUCAAAUCCUUCCGGUGCUUCAGUCAUUUAGCUUAAGAUCCAACCAUCUCUAAAGGCUAACCCUUGGUGUUGAAUGCUAUUAAAAUUGUAUCAAUAUUCUAUUUUAGAACAUUUGAGUUGUAAAAGGCAACCACAUUUCCUAUGAUAUUAAUCAAAGCAUACAUUUAAAAUACAUAAAUCUGAAGGGGAAAUGAAAUUCUUCUCAAUAUCACUGAAAACAUAAAUGGAGUGAAUCUUUUCAGCUCAGCUCUAUACAGAAUACUGAGAUUUAAUUGUACCAAUUAGCCUAAGAAAUAAAUAUGUGUAAAAUUAAUCAGUAGAAUCUAUUAAUGUAGUCAAUAAAAGUCAAUGCCAGCUUUAUGUCACUAAAUCAAUCAAAGUUACUGAAAGUAUAGGGAUAGGAUAAUGAAAAAUCCUCACUUUCUUGCCUCAUAAAUUUCUUUUCAGAUUUGAAAUGCUAAAAUAAAGUACCUCUAUGGGAAAUGUUCCUAUGGGAUGCUUAGCCAACAAAAUCUGCUUUAUUUCAGAACACAUAGCUUAAACAUCUUAUGAGUCUUUGGUUUUGCACUUUAUAAAGCAUUGCAGUUUCUCAAAUCAAUAAUUUCCUUACAGUCAGGAAAGAUUAAUAGUUAAUAAAAGGGAGAUUAUGGCAAUAUUACUGUAUCUUGUUCUCACAGGCUGACAGAAUAAUUUUCAGAUAAAUAUUUUUGCUAGAGUCAUGUCACAGCAAAUAGUCACAGCAAAAAGUAUACUUUUUCUGGAAUGUUUCUUGACUUCAAGAAACAUUCAUUUUAUUAAUUUCUAUUUGAUCAAUGUUUAGUGUGCAUCUAUCUGAUUAACCACUGACUUCAAGAUCCAGGUGCUGAAUGCAAUUUAAGGGCUUAUAAUGUAUUCCCAAACUUUUUUAUUUAUUUAGUGAGAUGGUAAAUUUGGAUGCUGUUAAUACGUUUUAAGGACUGUAAAGUUGGCAGGUGAGAUGUAGCUCAAAUAGAUAUGAAUAGUAUUUUCAUGGUUUUUUUCUGCUUCAAAUACUGAAGGCACAAUCCUGUAUUUUGCAAAUGCAGAAAAAUUGAUUUCUCUCUUUUAAUGGCACAGUUGAAGAUUUGAGCAUAGUUAGGACCAGUGAUUGAACGUGGCUAGGUAGUACAGCAGCAGGGGCUCACCUGGUCACAAGGACAGCUACCUAGUCAGCAGCUCAUUACCAAAGAGGGAGGGCUGAGACAGCAGUUUGGAGACAGACCCCAGCACAUGAAGGAUGGAGGCAAAGAGCAUGUAUUCCUAAUCUGAAUACAGUGUAUCUAAUUCAGGUUGCUUUCCACAGUGAGAGUGUAAAAUAUGAACAAUGUUCCUUCAGCUCUUCUCUUUUAAAAUUUAUUUCCCAAACCCUGGGCCAAGACCUAUAUAAUUCGAAUUAUCCCCUUAGGACUGGAGCUAGACUUGUUAAAAAUUAGGUUAUUGACUACUCUAAGUGUGUUUUAAUCCACACCUUCAGCUGUUUUGAUCUUAUUCUUGCUGUUUCUCUCUUCUGUAGCUACAGAACACUUUCACCUCCAUGUCUCUAUUCAUAGGGAACUGCAGCCAAAACCAGUUCCAUCACAGACAUCUUUGUAUUUAUAGCUGUGCCAAUGGAUCACUUUUCUACUUUCAGGAAUUAGGUGUUGAAGUAAAAACCUCCAACAUAAUGAGCCACAUAGUUUUGUUGCAUGGAGGGCAAAUGGCAGAAUGCCAAUGCUGAAAAUAGCCUAUCAAAAUAUAAAGGUAAGGGUAGGAGUAGAGAGCACAUAAUGGAGACAGAGGGAUGUCCAGCAAAUGCCUAUCCAGAGUUUGCAAUCAGAAUAUUUCAGAAGUUGCUUAAAACACAUAAAUUGUCCUUUGAAUAUUUUGCAGUAAAAAGCAUGUUUUCCAAUCAAUAGAAGCACAAUUUGCAAGCCUACAGCAGUGUUUUUCAGCCUUGGCAACUUUAAGAUGUGCAGACUUCAACUCCCAGAAUUCCCCAGCCAACACGGGUUGCCAAGGUUAAGACACACUGCUAUAGCAUGUGCUAAUAGCAACUAUUUCCAAGUGUGCAUUUUAUACAUGACAAAACCAGUUCUGAGGAGCUCAACCUGAAUAACAUAUCCCAGUUAAUAAACAAAGGAUUAAGUUAUGCAAGUCACAAUGCCCUUCCUCAAUCAAACUUCCAAUAAGCAAAUGUAGAAAUGCUGUAAAAACCUAUCGGAUUAGAUCGUAUUUAUAUAAUGUGAAUAAAUGUUUUAAAAAUAUGUUUCAUGGAGAAACAGCCCUUGUAACCUGUUUUGUGCCCUCAGGGAUACCCAUCCGGUACUCAAAUGCAGUAUAACAGACUACACUUCACUUAUUCUACUUAAAACAUCUGUGUGUAUCAGAUUAAACAAUGACAAAACUGUAUAUAAUGUGAUUGAAAUUGUAUGAAUAUUUUUCAAGUCUUCAGGAUAGUUGAAGUUUUAACUUAUUUGAGUUGCAAUUUCUUCCUUUUUUGAAAUUUUGUAUACCUUGUUAAAUAUUGUGCCACUGUAACUUAUUUUUGUUGCCAUAUACUGACACAUGCUCAUUUCUAUAUGAAGUGUAUUGAUUAUUAAUUGCUUCAGAGGCAGCAAUAAAACACUAUUACAACG
Messenger RNA from Pantherophis guttatus, 13785 nucleotides. It is a transcript of the gene CHRM3, whose product is annotated as cholinergic receptor muscarinic 3. Gene Ontology annotation, cellular component: dendrite; synapse; plasma membrane. The record is from RefSeq and is a predicted model, not a curated record. Gene Ontology annotation, biological process: adenylate cyclase-inhibiting G protein-coupled acetylcholine receptor signaling pathway; positive regulation of smooth muscle contraction; saliva secretion. Gene Ontology annotation, molecular function: G protein-coupled serotonin receptor activity; G protein-coupled acetylcholine receptor activity. NCBI's taxonomy places the organism in Eukaryota, Metazoa, Chordata, Lepidosauria, Squamata, Colubridae.